Molecule: messenger RNA, 1893 nt
Organism: Effrenium voratum
Lineage: Eukaryota; Dinophyceae; Suessiales; Symbiodiniaceae
Source: the annotation of a GenBank genome assembly
AUGCUCCAACUGCAGCUGGCCAGGCUUACGGAGUGCGUUUUGGUGCAGCUGGAUGGUCGCAUGCGAAGCUUGGAGCAGGACCUCCGGAAGGUCUCCGGACAGCGACUGGAGGCCGAUACCUCCGCUGCUCUUUCGUCGGGCUCCGACGAGCCCGGGGAUGGGUUCAACCCGCCGCUUAGCCUCGUUGUGUCCCAGUCUGGCAACCCCUCUGCCGUGGUCACCGUGGAAGCUCGCGCGCGUGACAAGGUGCAGGAUGUCAAGACGCAGGCGCACCAACAGUUGGCCAUUUGGACUCGGUUCUGCAACCUUGAGCUAGAGGAGGCCCAGGAGCUUCCGCCGCUGAGUGCCUGCAGGCUGAGCAAGAGCGAGGGAGACCUGCUCGACGACCGCAAGCGCCUCUCACAAUGCCGCGUGAGUAAUGGAGACGAGCUUCAACUUGGGCCAAGGAGCGAAGCCAGCGACGCCAGACGCGGAAGUAGAGGACGGGAGGUACCAAAUGUCGAGGAAGAGGACAUGCCAAGCACAAUCAUUGACGUGCUGGUGUCACACCCACGCGGCGAAGUGAACAUCGAGGCCCGCAGCAGCGAGCAGGUGCUCGCCUUGAAGCGCCGCGCCCUGCAGCAGUUGGAGGUCUGGUGCCGCUUUAGCGACGCCUGCGACGGCGACCAUGGGGCGGCCCUGCCCACCUUGGAGGAAGCCAGGCUCUACGCCGCUGGCAGCGGCGAUGGGCACGUACUGCCUCAGCCCUUGGAGGAGCGACGGAGCCUACGUGCGUGUGGCCUACAGGUGCGGGACAGGGAGGACGUUUGGGAUAGGUGUUGUGGCUUCGACGCCGAAAUGGCGGCUAGUUUGUCGGAGGACGGCAGGCUGCGCGCUGGCACGCAGCACCUGCAGUCCUUGGGCCGCGGUUCUCGAUGGCGAGGUGCCGUGAACUGCUUGGAGCAGCUGACCCAAGAGCUGCAGGCAGAUGUGGUGGUCAUCUCCGCGGCCCUCACCGCCUGCGCGCCUGGAGCUGCCUGGGUCCACGCGCUGCGCCUCCUGCGGACAGCGGUGGACGCCGCGCUGCGCGCCGACGUGGUGGCAUACGGCGCGGAGAUCGCGGCGUGCGAGAAAGCCAGCCAGUGGCGCUUUGUCCAAAGCCUUCUCACGGCGCGCAUCGCCAACGACCCCUCGGUGAUGCGCAACUCGGUGAUGCGAAACGCGGCCAUCAGCGCGACUGGGGCGAAAGGCGCAUGGCAACAGGCCCGGCAGCUGCUGAAGUCGGACAGUGCCGACAUUGUCACCUACAACGCCCUCAUCAGCGCGGAUAUUUCCUGGCAGCUCGCCAGCGCCUGGCUGCACUUGGCUCAGGCCAAAGGUCUCGAGGCCGAUGCCAUCACCUACAACGCCACCAUCAGUUCCUUGGGCAACAGCUGGCGCCGCGCUUGCGAGUUCUUGCGAGAGCUCGGCAUUGGGCGCUUGACAGCAGAUGUGGUCACUUACAACGCCACCUUGGCAGCUGGCGCCGAAGCAGCAUGGCAACAGGCCAGCGCCCUCUUGGCGGAUCUCACGGCGCGAGGUCUACGCGCAGACGCCUACAGCUUCAGCGCGGCUAUGACCGCCAGUGACAAAAGCGGCCAGUGGCAACACGCCGAGCGACUCCUCGUGCGCCGCCCGCGGUUGGGGCGCAAUGCGGUGCUGGCGAACGGCUGCCUCAGCGCCCAAGAGAAAGGCUCGCAGUGGCGCAGGGUGCAGCUGAUGCUUGGCGAGCUGAAAGGCGACGGCUGCAGGCUGGAGCUUCUUGGGCUGAACGCGGGCAUCAGCGCCUGCCAGAAGUGCUCCAAGUGGCAGCGAGGCCAAGCGCUACUCACGGACUUGGAGGCGGGCACUCGCUUCGAGAGAUGCAGGGAAUGA